AUGGUUCAACUUUUUAUUGGAUUUAAAUAUAUUGCUCAAAAUCGAGACAGUCCUAACCAACCAUGUGAAGCAGUACUUGAUUUAGCAUCACUUAUGGUUAUUUAUGGUUUAUUGGCAGUUGCUUUCUUAAGUACAGCUUAUGGUUUUUUAAAAAUAAUUUCUUCAGUCAGUCUUGUUAGUUUUAUUGUUGGUAUAAUUACAUUUAUUUUCUUUGUUCUCAUACAAAUUCGAGUUCAUGGAGCCUAUUCAAAAGGUGUUCAAUUUAAUAAUAAUUCAGUGUCCAGUUAUUGUCAACCGACAGUCCUGCGUGAUGCUUUAGUUGUGAUUAUCCUUACAUAUAUCAAUAUGCUUUUAUUCAUUGGUACUGUUACAUUUAUUGUUGUUCAGACACGAAAUAAACUAGAAGAAGAAAAACAAGCUGAUAUUGAAACGGCGAAGGAUAAUAUGGGUUAUAAAUUUUACGAAGUAACACAACAACAAUAA
This is a messenger RNA of Rotaria sp. Silwood2, 483 nucleotides long. Lineage: Eukaryota; Metazoa; Rotifera; Eurotatoria; Philodinida; Philodinidae. The record is from the annotation of a GenBank genome assembly.